CAACUAAUUAAUAAUUAAAAAAUCAAAUCUUUAGACAGCUUUAUGAACGCUGAAAUAGAUCAUUCUGUUCCAACUUUCAUAAAGCAAUCUAAGGUUAUCUAAUCAAAAUACAGAACAUGAAAUAACCUAAAAUAAUGGACAGUCAUGAACAUCAACAAUACAAUCAAAUGCUGUGUCUCUGAAGUCAUUAUUGACAAUUCAUAAUUAUUACUAUGUGUGAUGUCGGCUCUGACACAAGAACGCUCUACAGAUGAGUGUCAAGGGCAUUUCAGCUGUCAGGUAUUUGAGGCCCUUCACAAAGGCCGUGAUUCCAGGCUCAAAGCUGGAGAUAAUACGAUGGGAAGCAGAUUAAAGAGGGGUUAACUGCAAGUGAUUAGCUGCAUUAUCUGCACUGUGCAGCAGAUUACCUGCCAUCGCUAACACAGAACCACUGCAGGGUGAAAGGGAUGAUCCGAAUUAGCCAGGUUUUGGUGUUGAAAAUGAGAUUAGGUGAAUUGUGUGUCUUGCAAUACACAGAUGUAGUUUUGUGUGUGUGUGUGCACAAGAGCCUGUGUGUUUGGUAGAUGACAACAAAACACAAAUCCUUCCAUUAAGACCAUUUGGGAGGAGCGAAAAGGAAUCUUUUGAAUCCUUAUAAAAGACGGAUCACUUGGAAAUCGAUUGAGGAAGGCUUCAUCUGGUCAUCAAUGAAGAGAGAAUUUACAUCGAUACGGGUUAGACUUUCUUUUUUUGCGAUGCUGCAGUAAUCUGCGAAGGAAAUAACACAACUGAUUUAAGCUUUAAGGCGUUGUAGCGUUCUCGGUGGAGUGUUUGCCAGUUUCAAGCAAGAUGAAGCAAGUACCAGAGUUUCACGAGGACUUCUACAUCCCCAUCCCUUUAGAUAUCAACAACCUCUCAGCUUACAGCCCUUUUUUGGUCCCCCAGGACCACCUGGGAAACCAAGGCAUAUUCAUGGCCAUGUCUGUCUUUAUGUUCUUCAUUUUCAUCGGAGGGGCUUCAAUCAACAUCCUUACCAUUGUUUGCACAAUUCAAUUCAAGAAACUCAGAUCUCACCUUAACUAUAUUCUUGUGAACCUUUCCAUUGCCAACCUGUUCGUGGCCAUUUUUGGUUCCCCGUUAUCAUUCUACUCCUUCUUUAAUAGGUACUUUAUCUUUGGGGCGACAGCAUGUAAAAUUGAGGGCUUCCUUGCAACACUUGGAGGAAUGGUGGGUUUGUGGUCUCUUGCUGUAGUGGCAUUUGAAAGGUGGCUGGUCAUUUGCAAACCCCUUGGGAACUUUACCUUCAAAACCCCUCAUGCCAUAGCUGGCUGCAUACUUCCUUGGAUUAGUGCAUUGGCAGCUUCACUCCCUCCACUGUUUGGCUGGAGCCGGUACAUACCUGAAGGUUUGCAGUGCUCAUGUGGACCUGACUGGUAUACCACUAACAACAAAUACAACAACGAAUCCUACGUCAUGUUUCUGUUCUGCUUCUGCUUUGCGGUUCCUUUCGGCACCAUCGUGUUCUGUUAUGGCCAGCUACUCAUCACACUCAAAUUAGCAGCCAAAGCUCAAGCAGAUUCAGCUUCGACCCAGAAGGCAGAGAGGGAGGUGACAAAGAUGGUGGUGGUGAUGGUGUUCGGCUUCUUGGUAUGCUGGGCACCAUAUGCUAGCUUUUCUCUCUGGAUAGUUUCCCACCGUGGUGAAGCAUUUGAUCUGAGAAUGGCUACCAUACCAUCCUGCCUUUCUAAAGCCUCUACAGUGUAUAAUCCUGUUAUCUACGUCUUAAUGAACAAACAGUUCCGUUCCUGUAUGAUGAAGAUGGUCUGUGGCAAAAAUAUCGAGGAAGAUGAGGCCUCUACUUCAUCUCAGGUCACCCAGGUCUCCUCUGUUGCACCAGAGAAAUAAACCCAUUCUCAAUGUAACCUCAUCCUGUGGACAGAACCACUGUCGCAGUGAAAAACAAUUUUACAACAAAUGUAAAUAAACAUAGACGCAAUAGGAAUUCUCGUUUUAAUGUCAACAUUUUUGUAACUUGGUCUUGGCUUGCUGAACCAAUAGAAAUAGUAGAAGUUCACUGUUAUCAUUAAAAAUGUACAAUAAAUGCAAUGAAAAAAAGAUUUGUGUUGUUAAAUGUAUCAGUUGAAGAGUAGUGACGUACAAUGGUUUGUAUAUUAAAUAUAUUACAUUUCUUCCUCUUUUAAACGGACUGAUGUAGUGAGCACACCAUUUUACCACAACUAAAACAUAAAAACAGAGAAGUAUCUCAUAUGUCUGGUUGUAAUCAAGUCUGUAGCCCUUCGGUUAUGAGUAAUGGAGUAACACAUCCAAGGAUGAUCUGAAAAAUAAAGUCAGACAGAGUAUUAUCUUGCACAUGCUUUGCAUUGAAUUGCUGCACUAAUAUUUAAUGAUUUUUAAAUAUUGCACUAAUAAUUAAUCAUGAGAAUUUAUGUACAGUGGUUUUCAAUGUCUCUUUAGAAAUGUCAUUGCUCACGUCAUUGAUUUGCAUAUGCAUGCUUACUCACCUUAACUUCUUGUACUUAAUCCAAUAAGUAGAGCACUUACAAAUCAAGAGAAAAAUACAAAGAAAGAAUGUGAAGUUAGCUUUUGCAAUUUUCAAACCGGCCUAACACAAUCAAAUCAAGAGCAAGAUCAACUUGGUAGUUCAUCUAGAAAUUAAACCACAAAUGAUGUUAGAGAAACAAUGAGCAGUAAAAGCAAAGUUUUGCCCAUGUUAGAUUAACAUCUAUAAUAUGGAUUAAUUUCAUUCAAAUGUAUUUUUUUAAAUACACAUUCAGCACUAUAUACCGUGAAUAUAGCAGUUGUCCAAUGGCAGGCCAUGUGAGACCAAACUAAUCUUGAGCUUUUGUUGAGAAUUCAGUUGUAUAUUCGAGUUCUGCUAGUAGUGAACUUUUGCCAAUAACGAAUAGUUCAGAACUAGCGGAAUUCCAGACAUACGACUGACUGGGUGCUGUCCCAUGAUACUUUCUGAUCCAUCUGUUUCUGAAAAACAUCCUUUUCAGCUACAUCACUGAAUAUCUGUGAUUUACACUGUGAUAGCAACAAAACAUCACAAUAGUGACCCUUGAUUCUUAAUCCCACCAAAGCACAGAUAUUAAUUCCAUUAAGUCCAAUUUUAAAGAAAGUAUAAAAGAUCAUAAUGAACAAAUACCUGAU
Messenger RNA from Cyprinus carpio (common carp), 3153 nucleotides. It is a transcript of the gene opn1sw2, whose product is annotated as opsin 1 (cone pigments), short-wave-sensitive 2. Gene Ontology annotation, biological process: phototransduction; visual perception; G protein-coupled receptor signaling pathway. Lineage: Eukaryota; Metazoa; Chordata; Actinopteri; Cypriniformes; Cyprinidae. Gene Ontology annotation, cellular component: membrane; photoreceptor outer segment. The record is from RefSeq and is a predicted model, not a curated record. Gene Ontology annotation, molecular function: G protein-coupled receptor activity.